GUUUUUCCAACAGGCCUUGGCCGGACACGCCACGCCUAAUAAGGCAUGCUCCGCCCGGUGGCCACUGCCCAUGGACAAGUCUAAUCCUUUAACCUAAACCUAAAAGCCUGAGGGAAAAGCAAAAGUACGGAGAUGCGUUAUUAAAAACGACACGUGUAAUGUAUAGAGAGAGCGGCUGACAGUGAUUGGUGUUGGUUUCUUCAUAAGGCAGGCCCGCUGGCUGCUUAUUUCCCUUAUAAAUAAAUAAAUAAAUCUAAACAAAGAAGUGAAAGAAUAAAAUCGAAGACUAUCAAUCGGUGUUUUGUUGGUUUAGAAGAGAGAAGAAAAUGGAAUUCCCUACGAAAACAAGAGAAAGCAAAAGCAUCUUCACGAUUGCUUCUCCAGCCGAGGAUCGGAAGAGCAGCAGUUCAGAAGGUGUUCGUGCUGGAGCCAAGGCUGCUGCCGUUGCUUGUGUUGCCAGUGCUAUUCCUACGUUGAUUGCAGUUCGAAAAAUCCCCUGGGCAAAGGCAAACAUUAACCACACUGGUCAGGCACUGAUUGUAUCAGCAGCAUCGAUUGCUGCUUUCUUUGUCACUGCCGAUAAAACUGUAUUGCAGUCUGCAAGAAAGAAUUCCCAUUUUGAGAGAACAACUUGAUACACAGUUGAGCACCAAGGCCCGGAGAAGAUGGGGCAACUGCAACUAGAUGAGCUUCUCUAUAUGAUAAUGGUUGUAUUUAUAAUGACAGGCUUUCUCCUCAAUAAACAAGAUUGAAAGUUGAAUGUUUA
Mangifera indica (mango) is the source of this 766-nucleotide messenger RNA. Its product is annotated as early nodulin-93-like. Bases 327 to 635 code for a protein of 102 amino acids. The transcript is spliced from 4 exons. NCBI's taxonomy places the organism in Eukaryota, Viridiplantae, Streptophyta, Magnoliopsida, Sapindales, Anacardiaceae. The record is from RefSeq and is a predicted model, not a curated record.